AUGGACAACUCCUCGACGCCGCUCGCCGACUACUUCUGGAUCGCCGGUGUAGAGUCCAUUUCCUACAAUGAUCCUACCCCGCCGCAGCCCACCCCGUCCAACCUCGAGGACACCAUCGCCGAGGACAGCGAACAUGAGGAUAGCGACAGCGAACUGAACGCUACCCCGAGCAAGCGCGUCGCUCGCCACUCGAGGCAGAACUCCGGCGGACGCACCUCCAACGGCCGCUUCUCCAUUCACACCUUGGAUGAGGUCGACGGGAACACGAGAAGCAACCGCAGCAGCGCUACGAUCCGACCUACCCAAGCCGGCCCGAUCAACGGCACCAGCAGCCCCACGAACGGUGCCAGCAGCCCUCCCGGCACCGGUUUCAACGGCCUCAACGGCCUGAACGGGUUCAAUGGUCUCAACGGGGACAUGCCCUUCGUAGAGGGCUUUGACUUCGAUAAGGCGUUGCUCAAGUUCGCCGCCGAACGGGAAAACUUCCUCGAGGACUUGUCCUUCAGUGCCGGAGCCAAGGCGCAGGCCAAACCUAUGGUUAACCCGCGAGCUGAGCGCAUCAAGGCCGAGGAGGGCGAUAUGAGUGGCCGGAGAAGCCCUCUUCGCAGUAUCGAAAGGAGCAUCAAGGGAAGCAUCCGCCGAAAGAUGAGUUUUAGGGACAUGAACAGCAUGCGAAAGCAACCCACCACUCCGCGAGCAAGCACACCGGGAGCCGGUACGAUCCCCCGCCAAGGUCCAUCCUCCUUUAACACGCAACCUCCAAGUCCUUGCCGCCCUACUAACACGCUGGAUCCAGCCUCGAUUAGGACCGCGAAGCGCUUGAGCAACUACAACUCCGUCAUUCCUCCCCCUGAGCCCCUGAACACAGACCCAGACAUGCACCCUCUCAAGAGGCGUUUCGAGCCCGUAUUGCUGGACAGGUACCCCGCCAAGGACGCGACCGACGAGAUCAGUCGCCGUGGAAAGUUUCCGGAUUACGUUCCCAUGUUUGCCUUCCCCAAUGACAUUCAGAUCGUUUCUUCCGAUGACCGGCCGCGUUCAACCUGGCACGGUUUCACAAUGACAUCGGACGACAACUCCAAGAUCUAUGGUAUCACCAUCAUUAUCUGGACUGCCAUUACGUCCGAGGUUGCAGACGAGGUAGAGCAGCGAUGCGAGCAAUGGCGACAGAGUCACAUGUCCAACGAAGAGCGAGAGUUGGCGGCCAGUCUGGGUGUACGACUCGCGGCCGAACGCGCUCACCUCUCCCAGCUUCUCGCGAAGCUGCCGACCAUCCCCUCAGGCUCUUCAGCUCGUGAUAUUCUGGACGACCAGAUCAGUGCGGUGGAGGAAAAGAUCAGUCUCAUGACAGAAAUGUUGAGACCGCUGAGGCACGGCGCCGCGUCUAAGAUUGACGGCCUGACUGCUGGCGAGAGUGGCUUGUGGGCCCCCCGAGCCUACGGCAUCUUGGGCAGAGACGCUACAAGAAUGUCGUUCUGGAAGGAGUGGCUCAGAGCUGUCGUGGUUCCCAUGACAGACGGGGCCAUUUUGCGGGUACCACCCAGCUCGCCAAAGGUUGGUCGUUGGCAGCCUCUGGAACGCUAUGUCGUCAACCUGUGCACCGAGGCGUUCAGCCCUCUGUCUUCCAAGACCCAGGUUGAGCUUGGCGUGCGGGAGCUGCGCCUUUACUGCCGAAAGGAGGCGACAAACGAGAUCCCUGGAGCGAGAACAAUCGACAUCUACGCUCUGUUCCGAUGCCUCUCGAUCGAAAACAUCGUCACCCUCUACGAAUACGCCAUGUCGGAGUCUCGCAUCAUCUUCAUCUCUUCCCACACAGGCAUGCUUCACCUGGCAUGCCACGCACUGGCCAACUUGUUGUAUCCCCUUAAAUGGGCGAGCAUCUUCAUUCCUGUGCUUCCUGCGCGCCUGCUGUCUGCGCUGGAUGCGCCUUGCCCCUAUAUCGUCGGUAUUGAGAGACGUUACGAGAAGAUUGAGUUGCCUGACGAUGAUUACGUGCUUGUCGAUUUGGAUAUGGACACGAUCGACGCCACCGCGCAGCCUGUCCGCUUGCCUCGGCAGCAUCGCCGUAAGCUCGUCUCGCUGCUUCACGUUGCUGCCCCGCAUCACAUUCGCUAUGGCGUGACGACCGGGCCUCCGCCCUACGCGAUGGAGUCCUACCCCUAUGAUGCCUUCUCGGUUGAGAAUGACACGCUCUUCAAUUCCAGCGUUGGCUCAAGCUCGCUGGGCAAGUGGGUUGCGCAGAACUCUUCAUCCUUUGCAGAACCGGAUCCGCCCAACACGGUGCGUCCUCCCAUCUUCAACGCCUUCUUGCACUCCAAGGGCGAUCACGGCAAAUCCGACCGUCCCGACACGAGCAAGUCCGGGAAGACCAGCCCUCAAUCCUCGGUCUCUCCGGUGUCGAUGAACUUCCCGCCAAUGCCAACUACGCCCGUCUCCCGCAGUGACUCCGGCUUCGCCCAGACUCUCCGGGAAAAGAAGUCUGGACACUUUGAUGAGAAAUCGCGCCGCAGCUCAUCAUUUGGUGUGGAUAAGCACCCGCCUCUUCACAGGCCAAGCUUGCCCUUCCUCAACGGACACAAUGCGAGCAUGUCGGUAUCCGCCAUCUCGGUCGACUCCCAGUCUUCAUACGGUGGAUAUGGUGGCGGCUAUGCUCCGUCGACCUAUGCCCAGUCCACGAUUGCGGCAUCUACCAUCAUGCCCAAUAUGUUGAUCCAGCCUGUCAGAAACACCGAGACAACUGUCUGGGUUGAAGGCCAUUGCUUCAACUGGAUUGCCCACGACAUGUCUUCGACGUGUACUGUUUGCGAUGAUAAGUCUGAGGGAGACGGCAUCUACGAGUGCGCUCAUUGCGGUGCUUAUGCUCAUAGCCGCUGUUUGGGACACGCUUCCAUCGUGUGCAGUGAAGCAUUCCAUCCCGAUAGGGUGCGAGCCGCCUUCGUGCGUUGCCUCGCCAGCUUGCUGUACACUUACAGGAAGCAUCUGGGCCGUCCCAACAAGGACCAGAAGAGCAACGGUCAGUUGUACGCCUUUGACAUGGCUGGUUUCGUCAAGAGUCUCCCGUACGACCAACAGCCGUACGCAACUAUGUUGCGAGACACUCAAGCGUUCAACGAAUUCAUCCACGAGCGCGAGACUCACUCGGCUAACCAUGCCGCCAUCCGUCUCUUCGACGAGGUCAUCAUGGCAAAGAAGGCUAGAGGCCGUCCCACACUGACAUCGGGACUUUCCCGUCUGUCGACUCUUCGCAUGUCACACGGCGCAUCUAGCAACGCGUCAGGCUUUGCUGCGCCGUCGAAGCUCAAGAUUCCCGCUUACCUGGGUGACACCUCUGAUCACAUGUGGCGAACCGCUUCGGUACCCGUCCCCAACGCCAAGUUCCCCGGCGAGUACCGAACCGUCGUCACCCGAAUUCCCACCAAGCUGGACCCUGCCUUGAUGAGAGAGCCCCGUGCGAUUCAGGGCGUCCCGCGGCCCGAACAGCGCAGAGGCGGCCUCCUGCGCAAACAGGUGCCCAGCAUGGUGGGCAGUCCACCAAAGUAA
Messenger RNA from Colletotrichum karsti, 3540 nucleotides. RefSeq names its product DENN domain-containing protein. Lineage: Eukaryota; Fungi; Ascomycota; Sordariomycetes; Glomerellales; Glomerellaceae. Gene Ontology annotation, biological process: regulation of Rab protein signal transduction. The record is from RefSeq and is a predicted model, not a curated record. Gene Ontology annotation, cellular component: cytoplasmic vesicle. The transcript is spliced from 2 exons. Bases 1 to 3540 code for a protein of 1179 amino acids.